AUGUAUCCACUAUCGGGGACUGGACGGGUGCUGUGGCAGUCGCUCGAGGAUCUGAUGACUGCCACGACCAAUGCAUCAAUGCCACACGAUGAAGAAGCAGAUGAUCCAUUACAGGAGGCUUCCAGAACUUAUUUGCCUCUAGACGGGACUUGGUACUCUGGCUACAUAUCACAACUGACUAGGCAUAUGGGCUAUUUGGUAAACCUCCUUGGCGUCUCCAUCAUCGCAAGGCUAGAAGGAUUUUUCCCUUCCCCUCCUCUGGUUAGCACACUUCCGAAUCAGGUCUCUCCUUCUAUCCCCCAGUCCCCUCCGCUACGUCAACCACCUCCAGUUAGUACAACACCAGAUCAAGUUCCUUCUCCUCAUCCUAUGACCCAAUCCCCUCUAGUUAGUUCACUCCCGAAUCAUGGUCCUCCCCAUCCAUCUCCACUCCCUCUAUCCCGACCGCCGCGCCGUCCGGUUUAUUUAUAUCCGAGUCUUCAGCGCCACGAUGAGCUAUGGGCCAGGCUGAAGGAUCUAUAUUCAACCAAUAGAGAUACGCCGAUGAGGGUAUUCAUCACCGAAGACCUCUGCCCUCAACCGCUCGAAAUCGUUGGGCAAGCUUUCGGUUCCCCUAACCCAGAGGUAUUCGCCGAUCGCCUUCGGAAGCACCUUCGGAUUCUUGGAGGACAUUUGGGUAAUAUGGCUUGGAUAUCUCAAAGGACAUUUACAACACAGCUGCGACGGGCUCCAAAGAAUCCGCCGACGAUGGUGGCCCCAGGGCUUCCAACGGCCCGUACAAAGUGA
Lindgomyces ingoldianus is the source of this 786-nucleotide messenger RNA. RefSeq lists its product as uncharacterized. Lineage: Eukaryota; Fungi; Ascomycota; Dothideomycetes; Pleosporales; Lindgomycetaceae. The record is from RefSeq and is a predicted model, not a curated record. The coding region runs from base 1 to 786 and encodes 261 amino acids. The transcript is spliced from 5 exons.